GAUUUGAAUACAAAGUAAUUAAAGAUCAUUCUGCCGAAUCUGAUAUAAGUGAAAAAUACAAAACAGUUCUUGAUAAUAUAUAUUAUAAUUUAGAGGAUAAAGAUUAUUAUUUUGCUCCAACUCCAUUUA
Racocetra fulgida is the source of this 129-nucleotide messenger RNA. The record is from the annotation of a GenBank genome assembly. Lineage: Eukaryota; Fungi; Glomeromycota; Glomeromycetes; Diversisporales; Gigasporaceae.